This is a messenger RNA of Aphanomyces invadans, 4203 nucleotides long. RefSeq lists its product as hypothetical. The record is from RefSeq and is a predicted model, not a curated record. Lineage: Eukaryota; Oomycota; Saprolegniomycetes; Saprolegniales; Verrucalvaceae. The transcript is spliced from 9 exons. The coding region runs from base 24 to 4169 and encodes 1381 amino acids. Gene Ontology annotation, molecular function: protein binding.
GGAAUGCACCCGAACGUGCGCAAAUGUCAUGGAAAUUGAGGAGAGCACGCGUGUGCCGCGACUUGGACGUGGAAUGCGUCUUUCCCAUUCACGUGACAUCGUAUACAUCUCAUGAAGGAACCCCAACAAGCUACGCGCUCGUUAGGGUGUACUCGGCGGACGGUCGCGAGUGGAGUGUGUUCGUCCACGACAAACAGGCCUCACCGCGUGAAAAUGACACAAGCGACGACCGCCGCCUGAUGGAUCGACAAAUCGAAGAAGCUUUGAUGCAGUUAUGCGAACCCCUUGCAGAAAAGACGACGCGAGUCCAUUGGCACAACCUGCGAGUGUCCGAUCAAAUGCAUUCUGUUGUGCAUGCCUCGUCUGGAACAGUGAGCAUCAUCUGUCCUCCACCACAACGGUCUCUGCAUGACCUGCUCGUCCAGCAGAGGCAUAGCAAUCACAGCUCACCCAAGAGGUCCCCCAAAUACCGCGAGUCCACCCGCUUGUUCAUCGUGUAUCAAUUGGUGGCCUGUAUGGGGGAGCAGCAACACGCCAGUCCAUCACCCUUCAAUCUCUCUCCACAUAGCUUCACCGUGGACGACGAACGCAACCUGCUCCAGCUUGACCUUCUUCCUUCGUUUGAUGCCUUCACUACGUCCCCGACAUCGACGACGGUGCGGUGUAGCCGCAGUUUGACCCAGCAGUGGUGUGCAGGUGAAAUCUCCAACCUCGAGUACCUCAUGGCGGUCAACGCCGCGGCCGGGCGCUCAAUCGCAUCCACGACGUCGCAUGCAGUUUUGCCGUGGGUGACAGAUUUUUCGGCCCCAUCGACUCCACUCGCCUCCUCUGAACACCCCUCGUCACAUCUGCGCGACUUGACCAUGUCCAAGUUUCGGUUGACCAAAGGCGACGACCAUGUCGAUCGCAUGUACAGCCACACGGGGUACCACAUCCCCGAAAAUUUGAGUGACUUAUCGGUGGCCAUUUAUCUCGCUCGCGUACUGCCUCGGGCUCACUUACAACGCGUCGUCCGGGCGACGUUUGAACCGAAGGAAUACCCUGCGUCACUGGCCAAGAUGGCUACAUCCUCCCCAGACGAGUGCAUUCCAGAGCUGUAUUUGGACGCGUCCGUCUUUGUGUCUUGCCAUGAUGACAUGGCGUCGCUGACGCUGCCUCCAUGGUGCGCGACUCCCGACGCAUGUGUGGCGUACCAUCGCCGCGUCCUCGAGAGCGACGACGUGUCGGCGCAACUCCACACUUGGAUCGACCUCAAUUUUGGCGUGCACUUGAACGGGCCAAGUGCCGUGCGCCACAAAAAUGUCGUCCAUCGGGGGUUUAUCCAGGUCUUUCAACAUGCCCAUCCAGCCAAACGAGUCAAGACAUCGGGUCGAAGCAAGCAAGCGUCACCGACUCAAGUCGACACCCUUGUCGUCGACGAAAACUACUUUGCCGUCCAGAUCGCGAAGCAGUGCCCGACACACUACAAGGGCAAGCGGCAUCCGCACCAUUCGUCGGGUGUGCCGAAGCGAAGCACUUCACACGCGUCGUCGGCCAAGUCAUUUGGCACACGCUAUGCAUCGACAUUGUCGCCUGCGUAUUGCGUCUUUCCCCAUACGACGGACUGGCCCUUCGCCGUCGGGUGCAUGAUAGCCGAGGUGUAUUUGGAUCGCCCACUUUUUUCCACCGACUCGGUCCGCGAUUAUGUCGGCUUGGGGGCCGCGUUUGGCCGGUCGUUUUCUGUUCGGAAAGCGCUUCCUCAACUGGCGUCAGUGCCGCCAUCGAUUCGCCACGUCGUUCAAGACCUCGUGCAUCCCAAUCCAUCCAUCAGAGCGGCGAGGGCCCAGUCCAUGCACCACGACCACACUACAUCCUCGUGCAGCAACGCCCUCUGCGAAGGUCUCUUUCCGUCGCAUUUCCCGGUGGUGUUGUCGUACUUGAAGACUGUCACGGUGAUGAAUUGGGUCCCAAAGACACUUGAACUGGUGCAAUCGCGUCAAGUGCCACGGGAAGGGGUUCAUCUCGUGGCCCACACGAUCGAGCGCUUCUUGGCUAAGUCGUCGCCCGCGCAAGCCGCCGAAGCGUUGGUGCUCUUGGUACCAACGUUGAGUCGACUGAGCUUGGACAAGGUGACGUUUGAAGCGUUGGUUCGCACGCCCAUCGUCACAUUGUUGGAACGGGUCGACGACGUCGCUGUGAAAAUCUAUCUUGUAUCCUCGAUGGAAGCUCCCGACCGACACGGAUGGCUACGGGUGAUGUGGCACCACUUGGGCACGACGUUUUUGGUCACGCACGUGUUACCUGUGUUGGUGACUUGGCUUCGCACGGGCUCGGCUUUGCUCAAGCAUGCGAUAGCUCGUACCCUGGGACGGUGGGCGCAUGCAGACUUCAUGGGGGCCACCGUUGUCAGCCACGAAAUCCUGACGUCCGUGCUCACCUUAAUCGACGUUCCGUUGCCACGACUCCCUUCCCCGACGCCCCUGCACGUCUCCCCAAGUGGAGUCCACCUCGCUCUUGUCCACAUUUGUGCAGGAAUCCACCCGUGGGUUAUCCACGCGAUGGUAUUACCACCGCUGUUUCGACACGCCUUGCGCGCUGUUGCUCAAGUCGAAGCCGCCGAGUCAUCCCUCCGCUCUCCCGCUACUCACUUGUCUCCUGAAAAGAUCGACGUGCACAUGACGUGCAAGACGAUUCGGCAACUCGUGUCGCUCUUGCCGUCCAACCUGGCAGGGUACCACAUCCCGGCGACGCUGGCUCUCCUGGCCGUGCCGUUCAUCGGCGAAUGGGUGGUCAUCACGAGCUUAGUGCACACGGUGCUGCGCCUGGGCCAAGUCGUUGGCACCGACUUGACCAAGCUUCAUCUAUGUGCACCACUGCGGCAGUUUCUUGUUCAGUUUCCGCAUGCUCAGUUCCCGACGUACAUGCAACAGUUCCAGCAUUUACUCGGAUUCGAGCACUUUGACACAUGUCUGGGGCUCCCAUGGUCCAUGUCAAAGGCGACACCAUUCAAGCUCCCGAAGGUGCCUGUGAACGAGCCCCCACUGCCUGUUGCCCACUUGUCGGCAGCCAUAGCCGACACGGUUGCUGCCGCGUGCCAGCAACUCGCACGGCGCCCCCCACCCACAAGGCGACCAACGCUGCCCCACCGAUGGACAACGUCGUCGAUGUCUUGGCCACUCAAGGGCGAUGCUGUGUCGUCGAUAGAAUUGCAUGGCCGUGUGAGGUCCCUGGCAAGUUUAGCUGGGGGGCGUUGGAUGGCCGUGUCCAGCGGGGACGGCAUCGUGACGCUGCACCGAACAUCCGACAUGACGCUCAUCUGGCAGCGGAAUUUCAAGUGGCCCGUGCACACGAUCAUUCCUCUCAGUCGAGAGGGGUGUCCGUUGGCUCAUCUCAUCGUGGUGUGCGACUCCCAGUCGGUGUACGUCCUCGACGUCGACGCUGACGUCACAACACUGCCAUUGUGGCAUUGGAAGCGGCCAGCGGAGCCGCUCAUGGCGAUCCAAGUGAUCGGGUCCGCGGAUGGUCAUGGCGCUGGGCAUGUCGCUGUAGCUACGACGGACACAGUUGUAGCACAUUCCAUCGACACGCUGUCGUACAAAAAGCAGCCAGAUAACGACGGCGAGUGGCGGCUGGGUGCGACGGACAGUCUCAACAAUACCCGCACGAACGCGGCCAUAGAGUGGAAGCUCGUCGACUCUGGGUGUGUGUCGUGCCUGGGGGGCUUAUUUGGGUUGAUCGGCGUGGGAACGACCUCAGGCCAUGUCGACGUGGUGGAAACCCUCACGGGACGACUGCAGUGCCGGUGGCAGGCGCAUCCCCUGGCCAACGUCGUCCACCUUGCGCAAGUCUCGGACUCAACUUUUAUCACGGUCGGGUCGACCGACAAGCAAGCGAUUCUGUGGCGGUGGCCAUCGUGUCAUCCCAUAACGUACAUCACAAACCUGCCCGAGUCGAUCCAAGGCAGCCAAGUCCACUGCGCACAACGAGAUCGUGACGAGACGACGUGGCUAGUCAUCGGGCACGGUGCCAAGAUCGCGGUGCAAUGUAUAUGGCCGUCGCCAUCAACACGGAAAGUCCAAAUGACGUGGAAGGAUGUCCUGCCUCCAAAACAGGUCGUCCAGUCCGUCGUGGUGCAAAGGCAUACCGUCGCCCUUGGCUCCGACACUGGCGGGAUCCAUUUAUGCGUGUAAUACACCAGCCUCACGGAUGUGGCCCAGCAACCCA